Molecule: messenger RNA, 3198 nt
Organism: Lynx canadensis (Canada lynx)
Lineage: Eukaryota; Metazoa; Chordata; Mammalia; Carnivora; Felidae
Gene: MPZL2
Product: myelin protein zero like 2
Exons: 6
Coding region: 323-970 (215 amino acids)
Biological process (GO): cell-cell adhesion
Cellular component (GO): membrane
Source: RefSeq, a predicted model, not a curated record
CCAGAGCCCAGGCCGAUUAACUGCAAAGUCAAGAGAGGACCGCAGAGUUUGGAACUGUGUGCGGACCGCUUGCAGCGCAGAGGGCGGGAGGGAGGAAAGGGAGGAGGGCGUAGGGAGCUGAGGCCCCACCUUUCAUUCCAGCGAAGUGCACCGGCGGAGCAGGGAUGAGUCACAGGCACUGGAGCUCAGGUUCCCAUAGGUGAGGGACUGGCUCUUCUCUCUGGGAAAACGAGGUGCCAGUUCUUACUGGAGCGGCCUUGGCAGGGUGUUGGAGCCCUCGGUCUGCCCGGUCUGGUCUCUGGGGCCAGGGCUGGGUUCCCUCAUGUAUGGCAAGAGCACUUCGCGUGCUGGGCUGCUUCUCCUUGGCGUGCAGCUCACAGCCCUUUGGCCUAUAGCAGCGGUGGAAAUUUACACCUCCCAAGUGCUGGAGGCUGUCAACGGGACAGAUGUUCGGUUAAAAUGCACUUUCUCCAGCUUUGCCCCCGUGGGUGAUGCUCUAACAGUGACCUGGAACUUCCGUCCUCGAGAUGGGGGCCCCGAGCAGUUUGUAUUCUACUACCAUGUGGAUCCCUUCAAACCCAUGAGUGGGCGUUUCAAGGAUCGAGUGGUCUGGGACGGGAACCCUGAGCGGUACGACGUCUCCAUCAUCCUCUGGAAGCUGCAGUUUGACGACAAUGGGACAUACACCUGCCAGGUGAAGAACCCACCUGACGUUGAUGGGCUGAUAGGGGAGAUUCGGCUGAGCGUCGUGCACACUGUACGCUUCUCUGAGAUCUACUUCCUGGCUCUGGCCAUUGGCUCUGCCUGUGCCCUGAUGGUCAUAAUAGUAAUCGUGGUGGUCCUCGUCCAGCAUUUCCGGAAAAAGCGAUGGGCCGAAAGAGCUCAUAAAGUGGUGGAGAUAAAAUCAAAAGAAGAGGAAAGGCUCAACCAAGAUAAAAAGGUCUCUGUUUAUUUAGAAGACGCAGACUGACAUUCUUAGAUGGAAGCUGAAGAUUCCCAAGAACAAGCACCCUAGGAUAAGCUGAAGUUAAUGGAAGCUUUUCUUUGGCUUUACCAGUUGUGACUUGUCUUCCAACCAGCCCUGCAGUACAUAACCACCCAGAGAAGCAACGUCUCUCUGGAGCCAGCAUAGGCCCAGGGUCCCCUUGAGCUGAUACCAGGAGACUCACACACAGCCCAUCACUACGGUUUUAUUUAAUUUCAGAGUGCAAAUACUUUUCAAAUGCUCAUGAGCUUUUUAUACUGAGAAACUACAUUUUUGCCCUUGAACACUCCUUGGGGAUUAUUAAUUGUAUGCACGCCCGUUGGUGUCAAAUGAGAUGAAAGCCAUCUUGUCAGUCAUGACAUUUCCUUUAACGUAUUAGUUUCUUCAGAGCAGCACUCUUGCUACUAAGGUUAAUGUGUUUACUUUUUCCUUCUCAGUCUCAACUAAAAGAUGAGCCAAUUCUCUCCGCCGUUUUUGAUCAAUUAACAGGAAACCCUAAAUCCCGUUCUUCAACAGUUUGAUUUUUAUGGCUCUCCUUGAGUAUGGGACACAUCUUGUUUUAUUGAAUUUCUUUCAGUAUCCCAGAUGAUUGUCUGUUUUGGUUGAUCCCACAUUUAUAAUUAGCACAAAUCUAAAUCACAGAGUAGCUAGAAGAGUUUAUGUAAAUGCUUAUGGAUUGACAAAUGCCACCUCAGGAUGAAUCACUUGUCACCUUUUUUCUCUGUGUUCCGAAAAAACAACCAACAGAGCAAGUCUUCCGUGAGCAGUGGAUACUGUUCAGCUUACUGUUCAGUUAUAACAACAGAGCAAAAUCUGUGCUCUUUUGCAGACUGGAAUCAUCAAGCAGUUACACAGAAGGUUCUGGAAUAGUAUAUUAUGACUAUAAAAAUUUAGGGCUGGUGAAAAAAAUCAAGCCUAAGUGAUGAUAAUUUUGUACAGUGUUCUAUAAAGCUCCGAGAACUGGAUGAGAUUAUUUUUUUUCCCUUUCCUUUCCUUUUCUUUAUAUUAUUUUAUUUGCUUGUUUUGAGGGAGGGAGGAUUUGGUAUGGGGCAAAGAAAUACCAAAACUAACAAUAUGAAACCAACUUUAUUCUUUCUUCCCUUAUGCCAGUAGAGACAGCAAACUUUAUAAGUAGGCUAUGGAAAGCAAAGUGCUUUUUCAAAAGUGUUUAGCCUCCCAGUGUCUUUCCAAACUUAAGUUUAUAGCAGCAUUUAUUAAAAAAAUAGAAAACAUCUGAAAGUUUAGUUGCCCCCACCCCUGCCCCAUCUUUAUAGCCUAAUAACUUCAGUUUUCACUGACUGGGCCAAAGAUGUUCUUUCUUUUAACAAACUGGAAUUUUCAAAUAGGUUAUCUGUAUUUAAAUAUGCUGAACUUUGAAUAUUUUUUCUAGUAUUUUUAGAAAAAUUGGUACAAUAUUCACAUGAACCUUGAUUCUGCAUUCAUUCUCUACCUAUCUUAUUUUGCCUUUUACACGAAAAAAGUAAAAUUUUCACACCCAAUUUGGAAACUAAAAGUUACAUUAAAAGUAUUUAUUAUUAUUAUUAUUAUUUGAGAGAGAGUACAAGCUAGCGGGGGAGGGGCAGAGAGAGAGGGGAGACAGGAUUCGAAGCAGGGCCCACGCUGUCAGUGCAGUGCGAUGUGGGGCCUGAACUUAAGAACUAUGAGAUCAUGACCUGAGCUGAAGUCAGAUGUUUAACCGACUGAGCCACCCAGGUGCCCCAAAACUAAAAGUUGGCUUUCAGGUCUAUAUUACUUUUAAAUUACAUUUUCUACUUUUCUCCAUAAUUCAACCUUUGAAAAUAACAAUAUUUUUUCAAACAGAUGGCCUGAAUGGUGUCCCAAAAGUGUAAUGAAGUAGUUAAAACCUCAAGGAAAAUCUUUUCAGCAAAACUUGUAGCUUGUGUCUUGGCUAAAUAUUCAGGUGUUAAUAUGACCCUAUUGUUCAGUAUCUUUUUCCUAAAGAGAACUUUUGUAUGGUAAUUUAUUUUUUAUUGUGCCUAAACACAUAUGUAAAUAACCUUUAGUAGUAAAGAAUUAUCAAUUGUAUAAUUUGCUUACAUACAAAUCUAAAAAGUUUACAUAGCAAGUACUCAAAAACACAUGGUUAUGUAUUUUAUCAUUACUGAGAAAUUUUCUUAGAGCCUGAAAGUCAAUAAUGGGUGAAAUUAGUUUAUACUGGAUAAAUAAAUGUUUAUACUGGAUAAAGAAUUCUA